This is a messenger RNA of Lethenteron reissneri (Far Eastern brook lamprey), 2732 nucleotides long. Its product is annotated as PRA1 family protein 2-like. Gene Ontology annotation, cellular component: membrane. Lineage: Eukaryota; Metazoa; Chordata; Hyperoartia; Petromyzontiformes; Petromyzontidae. The record is from RefSeq and is a predicted model, not a curated record.
AGCUCACGUGACCACAACCUCCUCCUCACCCAUCAUGGCGGACGUGCGCUUCCCGCCGUUCCGAGCAGCGGACGAUUUCGUCCUCGGCGUAGCGCGAUUCGGGGCGCCGGACAUGAACGACCCGGCGAGGUGGAACAACAGGAUCAUCAACAACCUGCUGUACUACCAGAGCAACUACGCCGCCUCCAUCGUGGCCGUCAUGCUGCUGGUCGGGUACAUACGUCCCCUAGAGAUGAUGAUCGGUGGGGCGGUGGUGGCCAUCGUCUUCCUGGCCUUUGUCCUGGCCUCGGAGAACCGCACCACCGUGCGCCGCUUCAAGCGCAACCGACCGGGCUUGGCGGUGUGUGCGGUGCUCGUGGCCAGCGGCAUGAUGCUGCACCUGCUCGGAGGAAUCCUGGUCUUUGUCUUCGGCAUCACCUUCCCGCUACUCUUGGUGCUGAUCCACGCGUCGCUGCGUCUGCGCAACCUCAAGAACAAGCUCAGCAACAAGAUGGAGAACAUCGGCCUGAAGCGCACACCCAUGGGGCUCUUGCUGGAGGCGCUGGGCCAGGAGUCGGAGGCCGGCUCCUAGGCCCCGGGGCGGUGCAGGCGUGUCGCCGGGGCGGGCAUCGGCGUGGAAACGCAGCAGUCGGAGAGGCAAACCGCCCCCUCCCACCCCCCUCAGCACCCCGUACGGACCCUGGCUGCUCCUCCCCCACCGAGGGAAUCUAUGACCCCUCAUUCACCACAGCUCUAGACCAUCUCUAAGUGGGUUGGAGGAAGGGGCAACCCAAAAUUAAUAAUGUGUGUAAGGAAAGAGAUGUCCAACGAUACGUCCUGGUUUGCCCAUUAAAAACGGUUAUUACGUUCUCUUAACAUGUAGGUUUUCUCAGCUGAUAUUAUUAAUAAUUAAUGUUUGGGUUUGCCCAAGUAAUGAUGUUGCCAAGUUUUUUGUCAUGAAACCCUCCACCACCCAACACGACUAAUCAAAUUGUCAUGUAUUACAAGCGUGUAACGCGCUCAUUAUUAUUACUCACCGGUAACAGCUACAUUUUCUCCGUAAUUGUUCAAUUAGUACCACGUUGCAAGAAGUCAAUGUGCAUUGUCCUGUGAAUGUGGAUAUGUCACCACUGGCUAACAUCUGUGAACAGAGAUGACCACCGACCAUUGCUUCAGCGGAGAGACUUUGGCCUUUUGCUUGAUUAGGCUUAUUGAGUAAACUGGUGCUGGAUAGCAUCUUACCACCGAGUUACUACUGGGUCAAUGGUCCAGUUCCCCCUGCUGUCCCAAGUGUUAUCAUGUGAAACAAAGCUGUAAGGAACAGACUUAAAACACAUUUUGAAAUCAUUUCAAAAGCCAGGCCACGUUGCCAGUAUAACCCCCCCCUCCUCUCCCCCCUUAUUAUAACAUUGCCUUCAACUAAAAACGAUGAUUAACCGUCUCUUUGUAACUCUUCCACCCGGUCUCCAUUGAAAUGUGUUUUUGGGGGCACCCCUUGGUUAAAGAUAGGAAUAUAGAUUCAACAAUACAUUGUCAUGAAUAAGAGACCAACUUUCUCUGGGUACUAUCGUACAGGGAGUCCCCGAUAUGCGCCGUCUCGAUAUACGUUGUCUCGCACUCACAUCGCUGGCUUUUUGAGGAACGCAACGUUUCCCCGCUUGUACGUCGUUUUUGACUCCGUUUGAGCCGAGUCCAAAACAUUGUGCGUGGGGGGUGCGUGGCGAUCCGUGCUUACGCUGCGCGAUGAGCCCCGGUGAUCCGACAUCGAUUCCCGCUCACCGACAGCACCAGUGACGAUUAUUGUUUUCGAUGAUAAUUUUCGACUCGGCGAAGCUGAACUUGGCUUUGUGUGUGUCUGGGGGGGGGGGGGGGUCGUAGAUGUACUGCACAACGCGCGCAUGCUCCGCCAUCUCAGUCCCACCGCGUUCUGUCGCGUGCCUAGCUACGAGUGCUCAUUGUAAUCGGCGCGGAUGUUUAUCGCAAAAUAUCGUCGCAACCCUUCAACUCGUCCACUCUUCGAGGUCAAGAUCAUGAAUAUUAUUAACGUCUCUUUAAACAUGCCGUUUAAGACUCUGUGCUUUCUUUUUUAAACACAAGCCGUUUUAUGUUUUGAGUCAUUGCUUUAAAAAUGUCACGAAUACGUUUUGUAUUAUAAAAGGGAAACUUUUUAAAGUGUUACACAGGGCUGCUUCAAAACGCUCCUAAAAAUGGUUUUCAAUUUAGUGUUUGAAAAGUAUAAAUGCUGUUUACUGUUUCACGGCUCUUGAACUCAGAAUUGGUUAUAAAUGUGUACAAUAUGUGUUGUAUAGUAGAGGUACUGUACAGUACAUGUACGGUACCUUUGUUUCUAUACAUGUAAAGUACGUAUUUUGGAUGCUCGGUAUGAAACGCAAUAUUUCCAUAAGCUCCGGUCCCAAUCCAUUGUUUCUUAUGGGAGAAAUUGCCCCACUUUGUGUCGCAUUGCCAAUGUUUACGCUGUUAAGGCCCCUACCCCCCCCCCCCCCACCAUUAACAUGCAUUCCUAUGGGGGGGGGGGGAAGUUUCGUUAUAAGUCGCAACUUUCCGGUCCCAAACCCCGACGUAUAUAAGGGACCCUCUGUACCCACUCCGCACUCUUGUUUCAGUAAGCGGGCACGUGUAGGGCCAAGCACGGGGCAUGCCCAGUUCUGCCUGGUGUGCCGUGUGAAUUGCCUCGAACUCUUUUAGGGCCUUAGGGGUCGUCCAUAAAUGACGUCACGCACCUCGGGGGGGGG